GUCUCCACCCCCCCGCCGGCCGAUCAGGGGCUUCCUCCUCCUCCUCUUGCAAAAGUUUCGAUCGCCACGUGGGUCCCUCGUGCAAGGCCGGGGGUGGGCAGGGCCGCCCGGCGCGGGUUUUUGAGCCCCUCCCGGCGCCAUCGGAGCGGCACUGAGCGCAGUAGCAGCAGCAGCCGCCGGCGGAGGAAGGGGAGGAAUCGGACGCGCCAUGGCCUCCGCCGAGAUCCUCAGCGGCAAGACCGUUUCCGCGCAAGUACGGGAGAGAUUGAAGAACCAAGUGGCGAACAUGAAGGAGAAAGUCCCUGGAUUCAGGCCGGGACUUGCAAUUUUGCAGGUUGGUGAUCGGGAUGAUUCAAAUCUCUACAUUAGCAUGAAACUGAAGGCGGCUGCUGAGAUUGGGAUCGAUGCCAAUCACAUCAAGCUGCCAAAUACCGCAUCAGAAGCUGAGGUGCUGAAGUGCAUUAACGCGCUGAACGAAAAUCCAGCCAUUCAUGGAUUUAUCGUACAGCUGCCUCUGGAUUCGAACAAGCCCAUCAACACGGAGAAAAUAACCAACGCUGUGGCACCCGAGAAGGACGUGGAUGGCUUGAGCAGCAUCAAUGCAGGGAAGCUUUCGCGAGGUGACCUUGGAGACUGCUUCAUCCCCUGCACACCCAAAGGGUGUAUGGAACUCAUCCGGCAAACAGGUAUCCAAGUGGCAGGCAAGAGAGCCGUGGUGAUUGGACGGAGUAAGAUCGUCGGGGCGCCCAUGCAUGACCUUCUGCUCUGGAACCACGCCACCGUGACCACAUGCCACUCCAAGACGGCAUCGCUGGCUGAGGAAGUCAGUAAAGCAGAUAUCUUGGUGGUUGCGGCUGGCAAAGCUGAGAUGGUGAAAGGGGAGUGGAUUAAACCUGGCGCAGUCGUGAUAGAUUGUGGGAUCAACCACAUACCAGAUAGCACAAAGGCCAGCGGGAAAAGGGUAGUGGGCGAUGUGGCUUACAGUACAGCCAAGGAGAGGGCCUCUUACAUCACCCCAGUGCCUGGUGGAGUCGGACCAAUGACUGUGGCCAUGCUGAUGCAGAGCACCGUAGAAAGCGCCCAGCGUUUCCUAGAGAAACACCAGCCCGGCAAGUGGGAUAUUCAGUACAACCAGCUUAGUCCCAAAGUCCCUGUUCCGAGUGACAUCGAAGUCUCUCGGUCGUGCGUUCCCAAGCCCAUCGGCCAGCUGGCCAGAGAGAUCGGCUUGCUCGCCAACGAGGUGGAGCCGUACGGCCAGAGCAAGGCCAAGAUUUUGCUGUCGACCCUGGAACGUCUGAAAGCCCAGCUGGAUGGCAGAUACGUUGUAGUCACGGGGAUAACCCCCACACCUCUGGGAGAAGGGAAGAGCACCACGACGAUUGGGCUGGUUCAAGCCCUGGGAGCACACCUUGGUCGGAACGCCUUCGCCUGUGUCCGGCAGCCAUCCCAGGGACCCACUUUUGGAAUUAAAGGAGGUGCCGCUGGAGGGGGCUAUUCUCAGGUUGUUCCUAUGGAGGAGUUCAAUCUCCAUCUCACUGGGGACAUUCAUGCCAUUACGGCGGCCAAUAACCUGGUGGCUGCCGCCAUUGAUGCCCGCAUUUUUCAUGAAGCGACACAAUCAGAUCAGGCUCUUUACUCUCGCUUGGUUCCUUUGAUCAACGGUGCCAGGAAGUUUUCUGAUAUCCAGAUCCGGAGGCUGCAGAGAUUACAUAUUAAGAAAACGGACCCAGACUAUUUGACGCCAGAUGAGAUAAAGAAAUUUGUGAGACUGGAUAUUGAUCCAGCGAGCAUAACAUGGGCAAGAGUGUUGGACACGAGUGACCGGUUUCUGCGGAAGAUCACUAUCGGCCAGUCUCCAACAGAGAAAGGGCAGAGCCGCACGACCCAGUUUGACAUCACGGUAGCCAGUGAGAUCAUGGCCGUUUUAGCGCUCUCGGACAGCCUGGAAGACAUGAGGAGACGGCUGGCCAAAAUGGUGGUUGCUUCGAGUAGAGAAGGUGUCCCAGUAACCACUGAAGAUCUGGGCGUGAGUGGUGCUCUAACGGUUCUGAUGAAAGAUGCUAUUAAACCAAACCUCAUGCAGACUUUGGAGGGUGACCCAGUGUUCGUCCACGCUGGUCCAUUUGCCAACAUUGCUCACGGGAACUCUUCUGUCCUGGCAGACAAGAUUGCCCUCAAACUAGUUGGCAAGGAUGGGUUUGUGGUGACGGAAGCUGGCUUUGGAGCAGAUAUAGGCAUGGAAAAGUUCUUUGACAUCAAGUGCCGGUAUUCUGGCCUCCACCCCCAUGUGGCCGUCUUGGUUGCUACCGUCCGAGCUCUAAAAAUGCACGGUGGAGGACCCACGGUCACAGCUGGAGUCCCCUUGCCAAAAGAAUACACAGAAGAGAACCUUCAGCUUCUGGCCAAGGGUUGCUGUAACUUAAACAAGCAGAUCCAAAAUGCCCGGACCUUUGGCGUUCCAGUCGUCGUGGCAGUCAACGCAUUCAAAUCGGACACGGAGGCGGAGUUGCAGCUGGUCAUGCAGCUGGCGAAGGAAGCUGGAGCUUUCGAUGCUGUGAAGUGCACCCACUGGGCCGACGGGGGGAAAGGAGCCAUAGCACUGGCAGAAGCAGUACAGCGGGCCUCGCAGGCCCCAAGUAACUUCAGAUUCUUGUAUUCUGUGGAGCUGCCCAUUCUAGACAAGAUCAGAAUUAUCGCACAGACAAUAUAUGGGGCAGACGAUGUUGAAUUGUUGCCGGAAGCAGAGCAGAAAGUGAUUUUAUACACUAAGCAGGGAUUCGGAAACUUGCCCGUCUGCAUGGCAAAAACCCACCUGUCGUUGUCCCAUGACCCAGAACGGAAAGGCGUGCCCACAGGUUUCAUCCUGCCCAUCAGAGACAUCAGAGCCAGCGUGGGUGCGGGAUUCUUGUAUCCGUUAGUAGGAACGAUGAGCACAAUGCCCGGCCUUCCGACUAGGCCUUGCUUCUAUGACAUCGACCUGGACCCAGUGACUGGAGAGGUGAACGGCCUGUUCUGAAGAUCCAGAGUGAUAAUGUCCAUCUGACAAGGCGUGAACAUUACAGCAAGAUCUGAACUCACUGGAAACUAGAAGGCUUUGGGGAAACGUUAUCUUCCUGCAAUUUUUUAAAAAGAAAUCUGCAAUCCUGCAGUUUGAUUGAGUGAUUUGCUUUUUCACUCCUUUGCAGAGGAAACUCUGUACAGCAUUCUUUUAAUUACUGAUAACCUUUUUUUUUUUAAAGCUGGCUCAUAAGAUGACUUACAGUAGCCAGCCGCCAGCUCAUUGUCUCUGAUAAAGGCUGACUUUUAAUAUUUUUUUUACUAAAUCUUCUUUUAGAGGAUCUGUGAUCUAGUUAACAGUGGGCACAUUCCUCUGAAAUGAUAGCAAGUAACUCUUCCCAUGUACCAAGCUCCUUACAGAUCUGAAAUCUGGAAUCAAGGCAGGGAUAUCGUAGACUUCGCCUCCAGUUUGGCUGCUGUCUAGCUUUCUAACAUAAGGCCGCGUAACAGCUGGUCUAGCAAUUCCAGCCUCUGAAAAAUUUCAGAAUUCUGUUUUUUCCCCCUACGUGCCUGGCAGGGCCCACAACACAUUGCUGGGGGUGCUGGAUUGAGCUUGGCAAUUUUGCUGUUGCUUGAGUAUGUCGUCUAGCCCAGCGGGGAAUUCGCCUCCGGUGGUGGCACCCCAUAACAUCGGGGCAGAGCCGUGCGUCACCCCGCGCACCACUCACUUAAGCAGCUCUCGCAAACCCUGUCCUUGUGACUUUUGAGCACAGGUACGCAAAGACUCUCGCUUUGCGAUUAGACUGGUCUUUGAUAACACUGCCUUAAAACGCACACCUGUUUUAUUCAGCCUCCUCCCUCCCUUUUAUUGCAGUGUCCAAAACCAGUAUUUCUUUUUUUAACAAGCAUCCUGCUUUCCUAACAAGCACGGAGCCUGGCGUGUAGUCCAUGCCUGCUGCAGCCAAAGAGGACCCUUAAUCUUGCAAUCAUCUCCAUCCCAGCUGCAGUGGCGCCUCGCCCCACACGAUUUGUCGCUUUUAAAUAGUUUUCACUGGGGACGUUCCAGGUGCUUUGAAGUCUAGACACUGUCUUUUUCCUGACUGCUGCGAUUAUAACUUCAGAUUUGCUUUCACGAUUGUGCCUGUCGUGGGGAUGGGAAGUGGAGGUUUGGUCCUUCUGAGCUGCACAUUCCAAACGGGGUGGGUGUCCAUGCCGAUUACGGCCACACUGUAGAAACUACAGGGGGAUUCAGGAUGACCGCAGGAAUAUUCCCCUCCAAAGGACACCUGGUCCCCCAAGAAUACCCCUUGGUUUCCCAAGACAGCCUUACUGCACCCAGCUGGGAAUGGGGGGAACCAGAGCUCACUUUGAAGCAGGAACUCCUUUGCAUAUUAGGCCACACCCCCUGAUGUAGCCAAUCCUCCAAGAGCUUAGAGUAGGCCCUGUACGAAAAGCCCUGUAAGCUCUUAGUACAGGCCUACUGUAAGCUCCAAGAGGAGUGGCUACAUCAGGGGGUGUGGCCUAAUAUGCAAAGGAGCUCCUGCUCCCAACUGAGCCCUGCAGGGAACUAUCAUAGGAAGCUGCUAUCUUGAUGACAGCUUAAGACAUACUUGCCAGUAUUCAGAUUGCACCUGUUUGGUGGAGAAAACCGUCAAGAUGGAGUAGAACACUUUGCUCCUGAGCAUCUUUUUAAGUCAACUUUCCGGGGCUGGGGAUAUCAGAGUAGACCUGCUUCUGGAUAAGCCUAGAUCCCGAUCCCCGGAUCAGCAGUCACCUUUGCUGUUUGCGCCAAUGUUGCAUGCAGAAAUUAGGGUGUAAUCCUGCUUGCUUUUAAAAAAAAGUAAUUAAAUGCCUUCAAGCCUCGUUGUGACGAGACUGGAUCUCCCACGACAGCAACUAGAGGAAAGAACAUGUCCUCUGGUUGUCUUCUAACAGGUCCCAAGCCAGAUUUUUAAAUUUUUCCACAGCGUUUUUAAAUGUCACUUCUUUGGAUCAAACAAAGGUGCAAAGAGUCUUGGUUUUUUAAAAAAAUCGGAGCCAUCAUGUGCCUCUCUUCCCGGCACUGAAGCAUCCCACGCUGCUUUGGGUAUUUUAAUGUGAAAAAUGUAACUGCUGCCAGACUUGUAAUUAACACAAAUAAACUGCGACAUCCUUGAA
Heteronotia binoei (common prickly gecko) is the source of this 5154-nucleotide messenger RNA. RefSeq names its product methylenetetrahydrofolate dehydrogenase, cyclohydrolase and formyltetrahydrofolate synthetase 1 (gene MTHFD1). Gene Ontology annotation, cellular component: cytosol. The record is from RefSeq and is a predicted model, not a curated record. Gene Ontology annotation, biological process: tetrahydrofolate interconversion. The transcript is spliced from 28 exons. Gene Ontology annotation, molecular function: methylenetetrahydrofolate dehydrogenase (NADP+) activity; ATP binding; methenyltetrahydrofolate cyclohydrolase activity. Lineage: Eukaryota; Metazoa; Chordata; Lepidosauria; Squamata; Gekkonidae. Bases 209 to 3016 code for a protein of 935 amino acids.